CCAGCCUGGGUAACAAGAGCGAAACUCCCUCUCAAAAACAAACAAAAAAAAGCUGCUGCAAGGACUUCUAAGCGUUAGAAACAGGUUUUGAGAGGUUACGUGGCUUGCCCAAGGUCACACAGCAAUUUUGUUGCACAGGUGGGCUGAAACCCAAGCCUACCGAACUCGCAGUGUAGGAAGCUUUCUUCUCGCUGGCCAUGACCUUGACCUUUCUCUUAUCUCCCUCCUGCUUUGCCUCUUCUCAGUCUCUGUCCAGUAGGAUGAACUCAGAGAACCUCACCUGGGCUGCGGUUGCCCCUGCUGAAUUCAUCCUCCUGGGCAUCACGAAUCGCUGGGACGUGCGUGUGGCCCUCUUCCUGACCUGCCUGCCUGUCUACUUGGUGAGCCUGCUGGGAAACGUGGGCAUGGUGCUGCUAAUUCGCUUGGAUGCCCGGCUCCACACACCUAUGUACUUCUUCCUGGCCAACCUCUGCCUGCUGGAUGCCUGCUAUUCCUCCGCCAUCGGCCCCAAGAUGCUAGUGGACCUGCUGCUGCCCCGAGCCACUAUCCCUUACACAGCCUGUGCCCUCCAGAUGUUUGUCUUUGCAGGUCUGGCUGACACCGAGUGUUGCUUGCUGGCAGCCAUGGCCUAUGACCGCUACGUGGCCAUCAGAAACCCACUUCUCUAUACAACAGCUAUGUCGCAGCGUCUAUGCCUGGCCUUGCUGGGGGCAUCAGGCCUGGGUGGGGCAGUGAGCGCCUUUGUUCACACAACCCUCACCUUCCGCCUGACCUUCUGCCGCUCCUGGGAGAUCAAUAGCUUCUUCUGUGAUAUCCCUCCACUGCUGGCCAUCUCCUGCAGUAACACCAGUCUCAAUGAACUCCUUCUCUUCGCCAUCUGUGGCUUCAUCCAGACAGCCACGGUGUUAGCUAUCACCGUGUCUUAUGGCUUCAUUGCUGGGGCUGUGAUCCGCAUGCGCUCGGUCGAGGGCCGUCGGCGAGCAGCCUCCACUUGCUGCUCGCACCUCACAGCCGUGGCCAUGAUGUACGGGACACUCAUUUUCAUGUACCUGCGUCCCAGCUCCAGCUAUGCCCUGGACACUGACAAGAUGGCCUCUGUGUUCUAUACCCUGGUCAUCCCGGCUCUCAACCCGCUCAUCUACAGCCUCCGCAACAAGGAGGUCAAGGAGGCCCUCAGGCGGACCUGGAGCCGAUUCCGCCGUCCAGGGCAGGGGCCCCAGUGAUUGGUCCAGGGAGGCUGGGUAGGUCUGACUAUGAGGGGAUGAGGAGGUCGGGGCCU
This is a messenger RNA of Mandrillus leucophaeus (drill), 1279 nucleotides long. RefSeq names its product olfactory receptor 5C1. Gene Ontology annotation, biological process: sensory perception of smell; G protein-coupled receptor signaling pathway. The transcript has a single exon. Gene Ontology annotation, molecular function: G protein-coupled receptor activity; odorant binding; olfactory receptor activity. NCBI's taxonomy places the organism in Eukaryota, Metazoa, Chordata, Mammalia, Primates, Cercopithecidae. Gene Ontology annotation, cellular component: membrane. The coding region runs from base 198 to 1223 and encodes 341 amino acids. The record is from RefSeq and is a predicted model, not a curated record.